This is a messenger RNA of Choloepus didactylus (southern two-toed sloth), 1191 nucleotides long. RefSeq names its product SPO11 initiator of meiotic double stranded breaks (gene SPO11). The record is from RefSeq and is a predicted model, not a curated record. Gene Ontology annotation, biological process: reciprocal meiotic recombination; meiotic DNA double-strand break formation; meiotic DNA double-strand break processing. Lineage: Eukaryota; Metazoa; Chordata; Mammalia; Pilosa; Megalonychidae. Gene Ontology annotation, cellular component: nuclear chromosome. The coding region runs from base 1 to 1191 and encodes 396 amino acids. The transcript has 13 exons. Gene Ontology annotation, molecular function: ATP binding; DNA topoisomerase type II (double strand cut, ATP-hydrolyzing) activity; DNA binding.
AUGGCCUUUGCAUGCAUGGGACCUGAGGCCUCAUUUUUCGAGGCCUUGGACCAGCACAGGGCUUCCCUGCUGGCCGCCCUGAGGAGAGGCGGCGGGGAGUCCCCUGGCGGGGGCACCCACCUUCCCUCUAGUUCUGAAGUUCUUGCAUCUAUAGAAAAUAUUAUCCAAGACAUAAUCACAAGCUUGGCAAGAAACGAAGCACCUGCAUUCACAAUAGAGAACAGAUCAAGCUGGGAAAAUAUAAAGUUUGAAGAUUCUGUGGGUCUUCAGAUGGUAUCUCAUUGUACCACAAGAAAAAUCAAAAGUGAUUCACCAAAAUCGGUUCAAAAAUUUGCUCUAAUUCUUAAAAUAUUGUCCAUGAUUUAUAAAUUAGUACAGAACAACACUUAUGCAACCAAAAGAGACAUAUAUUAUACUGACAGCCAACUCUUCGGUAACCAGACCAUUGUGGACAAUAUAAUCAAUGACAUUUCUUGUAUGUUAAAAGUGCCAAGGAGGAGUCUACAUAUAUUAUCUAUGUCAAAAGGUUUAAUAGCAGGCAACUUAAACUAUAUUGAAGAAGACGGCACAAAAGUGAAUUGUACCUGCAGGGCCACGGCUGUUGCUGUGCCAUCUAAUAUUCAAGGAAUUAGGAAUUUAAUUUCAGAUGCGAAAUUUCUAUUAAUUGUAGAAAAAGAUGCGACAUUUCAGCGACUCCUAGAUGAUGACUUUUGCAAAAAAAUGCCUCCAUGCAUCAUGGUCACGGGAAAGGGAGUACCUGAUCUGAACACAAGACUUCUAGUCAAGAAGCUAUGGGAUACAUUUCACAUUCCUAUCUUCACUCUUGUAGAUGCUGAUCCACAUGGCAUAGAAAUCAUGUGCAUCUAUAAGUAUGGAUCUAUGUCUAUGUCUUUCGAAGCUCAUAAUCUCACAGUUCCAGCUAUUAGAUGGCUUGGUCUCCUCCCUUCUGAUAUUAAAAGGUUAAAUGUACCGAGAGAGUCUUUAAUUCCACUAACAAAACGGGAUGAAAUGAAACUUGACAGUAUUCUGAAGAGACCUUAUGUUACCUGCCAGCCACUUUGGAGAAAAGAAAUGGAAAUAAUGGCAGACUCUAAAAUGAAAGCAGAAAUUCAAGCUUUGACUUUCAUAUCAUCCGAUUAUCUUUCCAGAGUGUAUUUACCUAACAAAAUAAAAUUUGGAGGAUGGAUAUAA